AUGGAGCCCCAGGCGAAAAAACAACGUCUCGACACAACAGCGAGUAAUGACACCUCUAAUACUUCCUUGUCAAAAGUCGAGGGCUCUGGCGAUCUCUAUUUGGACACAAUCAAUCGCCACAUGCUCGACUUCGACUUUGAAAAAGUAUGCUCAGUAUCGUUGUCCCAUUUGAACGUGUACGCGUGCCUUGUAUGUGGCAAAUACUACCAAGGUCGUGGAAGAUCAUCCCACGCGUACUUUCAUAGCAUUCACAAGGAUCACCACGUCUUCAUUAACCUACACACUCUCAAGGUUUAUAUUCUUCCCGAUGGUUAUGAAGUCCAGGAUCCUUCUUUAGAUGAUAUCAAAUACGUCCUCAAUCCAAUUUUAACGAAAGAACAAGUAAAGCGUUUGGACACGAACUUAAAAGCUUCCUAUGAUUUGAACAAUAAAAAAUAUCUGCCAGGAUUUGUCGGGUUGAAUAAUGUCAAAGCGAACGAUUACGUGAACGUUGUGGUUCAAACGCUGAUACAUAUACCACCAUUGCGUGAUUAUUUCAUUCUCCAAGAUUUUGAAAGUCAAGGUAAAUCACAGCUUGUCACCCGUUUUGGUGCUCUCGUACGAAAAAUGUGGAAUCCAAAGGCAUUCAAAGGUCAAGUCAGUCCACAUGAAUUGUUGCAGGAAAUCUCGAGCGCAAGUCAAAAACGUUUUCGGUUGACAGAACAGAGCAAUGCUAUCGAUUUUCUGUCAUGGUUCCUGAAUACAUUGCAUAAAGAUCUUGGUGGUACAAAGAAGCAAAACAGCAGUGUGAUUUACCGCAUAUUCCAGGGAGAGGUACAAGUUGAGUCACAAGAUGUAGGACCAGGCGAACCACCAUUAGAAGAAAGAGGCAUUGCAGUUUUCGAUGGGGAUCGAGAAAUCAAGUCGAGCAAAGUACCCUUUUUGUUUCUGGCAUUGGAUUUACCACCUGCACCUUUGUACCAAGACGAGGCUGAAAAGGACAUCAUUCCUCAGGUGCCACUGACUACAAUCCUUGCAAAGUACGAUGGACGACAUAUCCAGGAAACUGCGAAUCAAAAGAAACGUUACCACAUCACUCGUCUUCCACAAUAUCUGAUUCUCCACAUCAAGCGUUUCAACAAGAACAAUUGGACCCUUGAAAAGAAUCCUACCAUUGUAAACUUCCCUAUUCAAAACGUCGAUAUGAGCAGUUGUGAGUUACAUGUGUACAUGUCAUUGCUUUUCCUUUGUUCUCUGUGCUAA
Molecule: messenger RNA, 1242 nt
Organism: Zychaea mexicana
Lineage: Eukaryota; Fungi; Mucoromycota; Mucoromycetes; Mucorales; Lichtheimiaceae
Exons: 9
Coding region: 1-1242 (413 amino acids)
Biological process (GO): spliceosomal complex assembly; mRNA processing; protein deubiquitination
Molecular function (GO): cysteine-type deubiquitinase activity; zinc ion binding
Source: RefSeq, a predicted model, not a curated record